AUGUCAUCUGUCGCCCCAGUAAAUUCCGAACUUCCCACCCUACAUCAUCUCAAUAACUCUGUAUCACAACGCAUAUUAUGGCUCCUUGAGGAACUAUCGAUCGAAUAUAAUCUCAAAUUGUAUUCGCGCGACCCAGUAACUCUACGUGCUCCGCCCUCCCUCGCAACUGUAUCGCCUCUCGGAAAAUCACCUGUGCUAGUCACUAGCGACAAAGGAACCUUGACUGAGAGUAGCGCCAUAGCUGCCUAUCUGUUAUCUACAUUUGAUAGUAAGGAUUUGUUUGAACGGACCAACUGGCUGCGAGAUGAAAUGUUGACAUCUUUUGCUGGCACUACCAUGGGACCUCUGCUGUUAAUAGAGAUAUUAACCGACAUAGCGGAAAGUAAAGCCUGGUGGCCAAUCAGCUUACCUGUGCGUUGGGUGCGACAAGCUAUUCAUAAAAAUAUAUCGGGUCCAGAAUUACGUAAAGGUUUGGUCUGGUUAGAGUUAGAAUUAGGGUCAGAGGAAUGGUUUGGAGGGAAAAAAUUAUCAAGGGCUGAUAUAAUGAUUAUUUGGCCGCUUGAUCUCAUAAGCCAAAAGGGAUGGAUUGAUAUUCGAAAGGAUUUCCCAAAAUUGGCUGCUUGGAGAGAGAGAGUGAUGGAGAGGUCAGCGUGGAAGAGAGCUAUUGCAAAAGGAAAUGGUUAUGAUCUGGCCAAAUGGUAA
Blumeria graminis f. sp. triticale is the source of this 702-nucleotide messenger RNA. The record is from the annotation of a GenBank genome assembly. NCBI's taxonomy places the organism in Eukaryota, Fungi, Ascomycota, Leotiomycetes, Helotiales, Erysiphaceae.